AUGUCCGCUACCGCCUCAUUUCUGGAUAAUCCGCUGCUCAAGGUCAGCCGACCAGUAGCGGCUUGCUCAAGAUGCCGGACAGCGAAGAUCAAAUGCGACGGGAAGCUGCCGGCCUGUUCAGCAUGCGAAAAGGUCGGAAAGGCAAGGACGUGCUCGGGGGCUACCGAUGAGUUCGCCAAAGGGAAGGAGAGGAGCUACGUCGCGUCCUUGGAGGGCUACUGUGAAAGGUUGCAGAAGCAGAUCGCCCAGAUACGCUGCCAGCAAAGAACGGGCGCGAUCCGAGAGAGCUCCAUCACCUCGAUCUCAUCAGCGGGUUCCGUUGCCAAAGCCCACCAGAAAGAAGUCUCCGACAUUGAUGAUCUGGUCGGGGACUUUGGUUUCCUAUCGGUCAAUGCGACUUCACGAGACUUCCAUGGAAUCGAAUCCAGCACCUCGUUUGCAAAUCUGCUUCUCACGUUUUCGGUUGCUGUUCCGCUUCCCAAACCCUCGCCGCAUACUCUUCCCCCGCGCCAUGAAGCGUUGCGUCUGCUCCAAUACUAUUUCGAUCACAUCUUUGUCUGUAUGCCCUUCUUCAUCGAAACGAAAUUCUGGACGUCUGUCGACAGUGUGUAUCAGUCUGGAGGCCGAUUUGCCAAGCCUCUCGAUCACUGGUUUCUAUACCUAGUCCUGGCCAUUUCUUCUGCCUCCCUCUCGCACCAAUACGAUGAUGAGGACCAUCGCAGAGCGCUUUCACUUGUAUCAGCGGCCCUGCAAUAUGCAGAAGAUGUUCUUCGGCCUGGGUCCGUGGCUGGGAUUCAAGCGCUCCUGUUGCUUGUGCAAUAUGCGGUGGUUGACCCGAAGCACUUUCGCUCGUGGUACCUCAUCGGAAUGACUGUCAGAGUAAUGGUCGAUUUGGGUCUCCAUCAAGAUCCGCCAGCAGAGGUUGAAACAGACUCUCAUCGUCUCAGCAUCCGUCGUCGUGUAUUUCACUCUAUCUACUGCCUGGAAAGGGCCAUAAGUGUCGCUUUGGGGAGAGCCUUUUCCUUCUCAGAUGACUCUGUCAGUGUCGCUUUGCCUAAUGAUUACGCGCCAUCGAACCGGCCCAUAGAAGAGCAGAGCAUUUUAUUGCUGCAUAACCUUGCGCCUGCAUCCCACAUUAUCAAGAUCCGCCGAAUUCUUUCAGCUGCAUACUACACAAUGCAAUACAGUGGCCGCGAACCGCUGCCGCAGCCCCUGUCUUCGACUUGGUCUUGGUGCGCCAUGGUUCGGGAAUGGUUGGAUUCCUGUCUGAGCAGUGCUUCCCACCAUUUCUCUCUAUUGUAUCGGCUAGAAUCCCUAUACACCACCAUCAUCAUACUCUCGCCGAGUCACGGAUACCCAACAAUUUGUGACUACAAUAGGGUCUUACUUUUCGCGCAUUGCAUUGACUACAUCAGUCAACUCCACCAGGCCUUGGAGAACCCGCGGAGCUUCCCGUUCCUCUCCUACACUGAUAUCCAGCGAGCACAUCAAGUCGGACGGCUAUUCGUCCAGAGCCUAGACCAGGCUUUCAACUUGCUUCUAAGCCGGUCGGUACCAGUCCCUCCCCCGGUACCUUCAGGUGCCCCAGCCCCUCCUUACCUCGCCCCCGAAGACCGUAUCGAUUGUGUUGGUCGCUCAAUUCGAUGUCUGGAUUACAUCCGAGACCUCCUUGAAUAUGGCAUUAGAAAAUGGGACAUCCACGAGCCCUUGACUGAAUUUGAGGCGUUGUCUGUGCCCAUCAGAGAGAGGCUGAGACAGACGCAAAGCCAUAACCUAAUACCUGGAACAUCAUGGUACCUGCCUUCCUGA
Molecule: messenger RNA, 1809 nt
Organism: Penicilliopsis zonata CBS 506.65
Lineage: Eukaryota; Fungi; Ascomycota; Eurotiomycetes; Eurotiales; Aspergillaceae
Exons: 3
Coding region: 1-1809 (602 amino acids)
Biological process (GO): DNA-templated transcription; positive regulation of transcription by RNA polymerase II
Molecular function (GO): zinc ion binding; sequence-specific DNA binding; DNA-binding transcription factor activity, RNA polymerase II-specific
Source: RefSeq, a predicted model, not a curated record